Molecule: messenger RNA, 461 nt
Organism: Protobothrops mucrosquamatus (brown spotted pit viper)
Lineage: Eukaryota; Metazoa; Chordata; Lepidosauria; Squamata; Viperidae
Gene: CUNH11orf97
Product: chromosome unknown C11orf97 homolog
Exons: 4
Coding region: 1-324 (107 amino acids)
Cellular component (GO): ciliary base
Source: RefSeq, a predicted model, not a curated record
AUGCGAGCGUCGACCGGGGAACCGCUGGAGCCCAAGGCGGGGGACUCGGGCAGCCGGAUCUACGGCGAGAGCAACGAUGGGGGGCAACCCUGGAAGAAGUUUGUGUAUGUUGAACCACCAAGGAGAGUUAGGGAAGUACUUGAGGAAGAGCUGUAUUUCCAGAGAGAUGAGUGCAGAAUUAGACACCCUUCAGAAGUGGCUCUGGAAAGAAUUUGGAGCUUGAAAAGAAAUUUUCCUGUGGGAAGCUUCAACCCAGCGUCACAGAAUCAAAGCUGCUUCCUUUCUCAACCUUAUUACUCCAGGCAUGCAGUCAUAAGAAGGUAGUCAUUCUGAAAAACUGAAUCUCCUUUGAUGGAAGUCACAGAAGAAAAGCAAAUCUAUCGCUGUCACAUUUAUUUGAACAUAGACAACUAUAUUUUAGUAUGUAUAAAGUUGCUUAUAAAAUAAAUUUUGAAGCUAUG